Molecule: messenger RNA, 1027 nt
Organism: Puntigrus tetrazona (Sumatra barb)
Lineage: Eukaryota; Metazoa; Chordata; Actinopteri; Cypriniformes; Cyprinidae
Gene: nat8l2
Product: N-acetyltransferase 8-like 2
Exons: 2
Coding region: 210-896 (228 amino acids)
Molecular function (GO): N-acetyltransferase activity
Source: RefSeq, a predicted model, not a curated record
GGACCCUCCUCAAAACAACAGCUGAGUGAAUUCUUCGCUCGUGCUCGAUCCAGGACAAUUACACGCGCGUUUAUGAACCCGUAAACUCCAGAUGAAUAAUGUCCGGUGCGAUCACACAGUGUUCUUGUGAACUCUGAACCGAGGAAAUCAUGUGAUCCGGCAGACACGAACCGGACUGGAAGUUAAGAGUAGAGUAACCAGAACUAAUCAUGGACGUUGUGAUCCGGCGGUACCAGCCGUCCGACCGCGGGGCCGUGGAGACGGUUUUCCGGGAAGGAAUAAUGGAGCACAUCAAUCCGGCGUUCGCGUACGCCAUGACCCGACCGCUGCACGUGGCCGCCAGCCUGUUCUUUUACAUCGGCGGGUACGUGAUGAGCGGGCGCUCAGCCGUUCUGGCCCUGGCGUCCGGGGGAGCCUGGAUCGGUCUGGUGUACUUCUGCUGCUACGAGUUCUACUCCGGCUACGUCCGGGCGAGGUUAAACACGGACAUGCAGGACAUCUCGAGUUAUUACCUCAGCAAUCCAGAUAACUGCUUCUGGGUAGCCGAGGCUGAGGUCCGCGGCCGGCCUCGGGUUUUGGGGAUGGUGGCCGUGGAGGGUAAAAGUGAGCCGGGGAGCGGAGGGAAAAAGUACGGAGAGCUCUACCGGAUGAUCGUUUCGUCCUGCUGCCGCCGCUCCGGCCUCGGCUUACGCUUGGCUAAAACCGCCGAAGACUUCUGCAGGGAGCGCCGCUUCUCGAAGGUCGAGCUGUCCACCUCGUCUACGCAGAAAGCGGCCGUGGCGUUGUACUUCAGGCUGGGUUUCAAACUGGUCCUGGUGCACACUCGGUCCGAGUCUCCCAAGUGGAUGAUCUGGAUGACCAGAGCCACGAUUCUCACCAUGGUGAAGAACAUCUGAGCAUUAGCUUCUCAACCGAAUGCUUCAAGCGUUCUAGUUUUGAUCGGUGUGCUUUUGUUUUCUUAUAGAUGCGCGGCUGCAUCGCUCUUUUAUAUCUCGCAAAUAUAAUAAAAAUUAGAUUGCGCUUUCAA